GCUGCCUCCAAAGCUUCGUCUGAGCCUCUUGCUUAUUCAACCCUCUGCCUCUUCCCCUCUCACCAUCUUUCUUGCAUCUGCUGCUGCUUGCUCCCCGUCCCCCUUCUGCGACUGCUGUCUUCUUGAGGCAAUCCUGCUCUCAUGUGUGUUCCGCCCUGUGUUUCCUAAGCCGCUUGGUGCGCAAAUCUGUGUGGAAUCGUGGCGCUGCGUGUUGGAUAUCGGAGCGUGAAUCGUUCGGCGCUGUAGUGUUGAGGAGACUGGGAGACCCGGGUUUUGAGAUUGGGAGUUUUCAUGUUCUGCUGAGUCUGUUGCGUGAAUUUUUGUUUCCGAGGGUUAUCUCUACAGAGUGCGGUGUUUUUUCCGAGGGUUUCAGGUGUGUUUGUGUGAAGGAGGUUUGAAUUUGAUAGUUCGUAAAGGUGAGGAUUGAACAGGGAGGUAUUGAGGAGCUGUUUGGAGUGAGUGUGAGAAAUAAAUAUUUAAAAAGCGAUCAGCAAGGUGGCGGCACACUCUUUUAUGUCUGAAGCCGGCUGCUAUUACCUGGGGUCGGUUGGGCUCUUAGGAGAAUAUUGUCCUACAACGAGAAAGAGAUACAAACAUCUUUCGAGUCCAUCCAGUACUCCCACUCGGCUGCAUGUGGCUCAGCUAAUUAGUGUGUUGCGCUUUCGUGAGUCAGCAUCCUCUUCGGUUUCUUAACGCUUUCAAUCAUGGCGCUUCAGAAUAUCGGUGCUGGCAACCGCGAUGACGCCUUUUACAGGUACAAGAUGCCCAAGCUCAUCACCAAGAUUGAAGGGCGUGGAAACGGCAUCAAGACGAACGUCGUUAACAUGGUGGAUGUGGCGAAGGCACUCGCAAGGCAUCCUGCCUACACCACCAAGUACUUUGGUUGUGAGCUAGGGGCUCAGUCAAAGUAUGACGAGAAAACUGGUACGAGUAUCGUGAAUGGUGCUCAUGAUACUUCGAAGCUCGCUUCGCUGCUUGAGAACUUUAUCAAGAAGUAUGUGCAGUGCUAUGGAUGCGGUAAUCCUGAGACGGAGGUGGUCAUCACCAAGACGCAGCUCAUAACAUUGAAAUGUGCUGCAUGUGGUUACGUAUCUGAUGUUGACAUGCGUGAUAAGCUGACCACAUUCAUUUUGAAGAAUCCACCAGAACAGAAAAAAGGAGGUAAGAAGGACCGUGCUCUGCGACGGGCAGAGAAGGAGCGUCUCAAAGAGGGAGAAGCUGCGGACGAACAAAUGAAGAAGCUCAAGCGAGAGGCUUCGAAGAAGAGUAAAUCAGGGUCUGAUGCCAAAGUUGUGAAGAAGAAACAAGGGUCUGAUGAUGAAGAGCAUUCCCCUUCUGCAAGCCAAGCUGAUGAGGAAGAAUCUGUUGCUAAUGAUGAAGAUGAUGUGCAGUGGCAGACUGAUACGUCUGCCGAGGCUGCACAGAGGAGGAUUAUCGAGCAGUUGACUGCGGCAACAAGUGAGAUGGUAAUGGUUGGGAAUGGUGUUGAAUUGAGCGAGCCCUCGCCAAGAUCGAAGAUUAAUGGCCAAACUGCCCCGAAGUUGCUGAAGAAGUCGUCCUCUAAAAAGUCGGAGACAGAGAAUGAGGUGAACGAGAUGAAAGAGCCAGAUUCUCCGAAGGAGGAGUUGAGUCCUCGAGAAAAGUUUCUACUUGAUUUCAAGGAGUGUCUGAAGAAGGGGAUGACUCCUGCGCAAAUGGCAGUCCAAUUGAACAAGGCUUCUCCCAGAAGUGAAGCAAUGGACGCAUUUUUCGUCGCUCUUUUCGAAGGUUGCGGCAAGGGGCUGCAUAAAGAAAUUACCAAGAAGAAGGCUUAUCUGGAUGCAGCUGUGCAGGAUGAAAUUUCACAGAAGGACCUCUUAGCUGCGAUUGAAACAUUCUGCUGUGCUCUUCCCCCGAAUGCAAGUAAGGAGAUUCCACUCUUGCUCAAGGUUUUGUAUGACGAAGAAAUCCUUGAAGAGGAGCAGAUAUUGCUCUGGUAUGAUGCAGUACCGUCAACAAAUGGUUCAGCGAAUAGUCCUGGUGCUUUGGUGAGGAAGUCUGCUCUCCCAUUCGUUGAUUGGCUUCGCAGCGCGGAGGCUGAAUCUGAGGAGGAGGACGAUGAGUGAUGUAGUUGUCCCGAUGAAUUGUGAUGAAACGUGUAAUGGUUUUUUUUAAGUAGUUAAUGCUCAUUAUGUGUUCUCGACGGUUAUACGAAAUGUCGGUUACUAUAUAGCAGCUUUUUCUAAUUCAAGUUUUGAAAUGUACUCUUAACUGCAGUAAUAAUAAAGUGGAGUAUAUGGAUAUUGAAUGUG
Messenger RNA from Physcomitrium patens, 2291 nucleotides. RefSeq names its product putative eukaryotic translation initiation factor 5-1. NCBI's taxonomy places the organism in Eukaryota, Viridiplantae, Streptophyta, Bryopsida, Funariales, Funariaceae. Gene Ontology annotation, molecular function: translation initiation factor activity; eukaryotic initiation factor eIF2 binding; GDP-dissociation inhibitor activity. The record is from RefSeq and is a predicted model, not a curated record. Gene Ontology annotation, cellular component: cytosol. Gene Ontology annotation, biological process: translational initiation; formation of cytoplasmic translation initiation complex.